Molecule: messenger RNA, 4602 nt
Organism: Schistocerca americana (American grasshopper)
Lineage: Eukaryota; Metazoa; Arthropoda; Insecta; Orthoptera; Acrididae
Gene: Lcch3
Product: gamma-aminobutyric acid receptor subunit beta-like
Exons: 8
Coding region: 319-1884 (521 amino acids)
Biological process (GO): nervous system process; chemical synaptic transmission; signal transduction
Cellular component (GO): synapse; neuron projection; membrane
Molecular function (GO): extracellular ligand-gated monoatomic ion channel activity; GABA-A receptor activity; neurotransmitter receptor activity
Source: RefSeq, a predicted model, not a curated record
ACGCACACACACGCGCGCGCUCGCCCGCCGCCAAUUUCCUCGCCCAGUGCCGAAACCCGGAGCAGCGCUCGUGCAGAUUCCACGCCGCUCGCAGCCCCCACAAUACGCCCGCCCCAUGUGACGCUGCCGCCUGAGAUGCUGCUGCGAGCGCUGGCCCACCACGCGCACCGGCGACUGCCUACCGCCACUGCCCCCGAUCCCGAAUUCUCGUAAACAUGUGUGACAGCCAUGCGAUGCCUUUCGUCAACCAAGUGACGUGAAGUCCCGCCGCCUCUGCGGUUUCGCUGAGAGGGCUGACAACGUGGAACGCCGAGAAGGAUGCUGAGGGGCACGGCGGCUGCCAGCUUGCUAUGUCUCCUCACCUUCGCAUGGACGGCGGCAGAGGUGUCCUCGGCAGGGAGCAGCGACCAGUACCAGGGGUCGACGGCCUCCGACCGGCUGGAGAACGUCACGCAGACAAUAUCUCGGCUCCUCGAGGGCUACGACAUCCGCCUUCGGCCCAACUUCGGAGGUGACCCUCUGUAUGUUGGUAUGGAUCUCACAAUAGCAAGCUUUGAUUCCAUUUCUGAGGUGAACAUGGACUAUACCAUUACCAUGUACCUCAAUCAAUACUGGAAAGAUGAACGACUUGCCUUCAGUAAUGAAGAAGAGAUAUUAACAUUAUCAGGUGAUUUUGCUGAGAAGAUAUGGGUACCUGACACAUUUUUUGCAAAUGACAAGAACAGCUUCCUUCAUGAUGUGACAGAAAGAAAUAAACUGGUACGGCUUAAUGGAGAUGGGAGUAUUACAUAUGGCAUGAGAUUUACAACGACAUUGGCCUGUAUGAUGGAUCUACAUUAUUAUCCCCUUGAUUCACAAAACUGCACAGUAGAAAUUGAGAGCUAUGGGUACACUGUAUCUGAUGUUGUAAUGUACUGGAAGGAGACACCAGUACGAGGAGUGGAGGAGGCAGAACUACCUCAGUUCACAAUUGUUGGAUAUGGAACCAAUGACCGCAAAGAAAGACUGGCAACUGGGAACUAUCAGCGACUUUCCUUAUCCUUCAAACUUCAGAGAAACAUUGGUUACUUCAUAUUUCAGACAUAUCUUCCUUCAAUAUUAAUUGUUAUGCUGUCAUGGGUAUCUUUCUGGAUCAAUCAUGAAGCAACCAGUGCUCGUGUAGCAUUAGGUAUCACAACUGUACUGACAAUGACAACAAUAAGUACAGGUGUCCGCAGUUCUCUUCCUCGAAUAUCUUAUGUCAAAGCAAUUGACAUAUAUUUAGUUAUGUGCUUUGUAUUUGUCUUUGCUGCCCUGCUUGAAUAUGCAGCUGUUAAUUAUACAUACUGGGGAGCACGGGCCAAAAAGAAGUCUAAGAAAACCAAGGAGGCUGAGGAGAAGAAGACAACGCAAGGCACGACAAUACCAAGCAUGAAGCCCAUUACUUCAACAACUGAUGGUUUUGCUUCUGCAACAGGUGCAUCACCCGAUCAGGAAAUAAUUGAACUUCAAGAUGUGCGGAUGUCUCCAAUACCAUCCAUACGCAACCGACACAACAGUCGCUUUUCUACAUCAUCCACAGAGCCUGUGGAUCCUUCUCGAUUUCCUCCUAGUUUCCGUAUGAAUCGUUCUCCAGGGUAUUCAUUUCCAGUUCGAUCUACUGGUGGACUGAGGUUUCGAGGAUCGAGGAGCCAUAUACAACAUACAAAUCAUCGGCCAAAAGUGUUCAAUGCUCUAAAACGAGGAGCAUCAGCUAUUAAGGCCUCCAUGCCAAAAAUUAAGGAUGUUAAUAUCAUAGAUAAAUAUUCACGGAUCAUUUUUCCAGUUUCUUUCAUGCUGUUUAAUGCUGUGUACUGGAUCUUUUAUUUUCUUCCAAGUGAAAAUGAUAAAACCAAAGUGACUUAAAAACAGUAGCAAGCAAACUUCUGUGUGUGUGUGUGUGUGUGUGUGUGUGUGUGUGUGUGUGUGUGUGUGUGUGUGUGUGUGUGUGCGCACGCGUGCGCAUAUUUUCUGUGGAAGUGGACAAGCCAGCAGCAAAUGUGAGGAACUAAAGACUUUUUUAAUUACCAAAUAAGGUGUAAAUAAAUGGCAUUUCUCUGUCAUUUAAAGAUCAUGGUUUUGAAGACUUGGCAUUCUCAAACAAGGCAUCAAUACCCAAUGUUGUUAAAACUAUAAUGAGACCAUCAAUGUGAAAAAUAGCCCAAGGACUGCAUUUGCUAAAAUGUGAUGAUAAUUUGUGAUACAGAUUUACAUAUUCCUUGCAGAACAAAUUUAAAAUUAAUGCAAUUUCAUUAUGCUCUGAGUCUGCAAACUAUUUCACAAAGGAGGGCAUUACAAUACAAAUUUGACAUGUUCCACCUGUAGAGCUGCUUUCACCUACACGGAAAUAAUUACUUUUCUUAUCAUGCAGCCUUACUACAACAGGAAUAAGAUGGUGCAAUAGAAUGCUGUUUUCUAUCAUAAUGAAGUGACAAAUGAAACUGAUGCAUCAAAAUCAAUAUUAGUUUACCUUAAGUGAUUUUUAAAGUACUUUCAGAAAUUUAAUAACAAAGAGUCUGUAGACAGACAUUUCCCAAAAAACUACACACAAAUUACCUGAGAAAUUGUAUCAUUGAAUAUUAAUACUGCCACCAUCAUGAUUGUCCCUUCACCCACCCCUUUCCCUUUUCACCUCAUGUUGCAAUGUAGCAUAUAAAUUGAUCCUGUCUCCUUUUGUUCCAGUGUUAUUGUAAUGUACCACCACCACAACAACAACAACAACAAUUAGGCACACAAGAUGCAUUUAACUUCUGUUGGUUCUCACAUGACUGUUAAACAAUUACUGCUUUCUUGCCUUCACAUCUCCUGCUAUUUAAGCCUUUCACCCAGUCAGUUAGUUCUUUAUGUUUUGUUCAUACAUCUUUUCUUCUUAGUCUCUUCACAUAAGCAGAUUAACCAUGUCUUGCAUUCUCUACAGUCUCACCCUUCAUGUCUCACAAUUAGAAUGUUAAAAUCAUGCACAUUCUUUCCAAGCUGUGAAUUCCAGUUUCAGAAACAAAUAUAUUGUUGGAAAAUUGUACUGUUAUUUAAUGGAAACCUUGUAUUCCAAUAAAACACUACUGGUCUAACAUAUUUUCAUUUUUCCUGAAACUUCCUCAAUGGGCGUUGACACUGCUGAGUUGUGCUAAAUUUUUUUCUCGGUGUGUCUUCUCUGCUUUCCCUGUUUCAUUUGAUUCCAGGAUUCAGUAACUUUUCUGACACUGCAUUUUUAAUUUUAAGAACCACAAAGUGUGUCCCCUUACAUGGCACUCAAUGUGAAGCUAUGCUGUAGUGUGCAUAAUGCAAAUAGUCCUACACAGAAAACAAUUUUCAAAAAUAUUUCUGCCAUAUCCAUCAUUAAACAUUUUUCCAGUCUUGCUCUACCCAGCACAUCACUCAUUAAUCUACAUAGUCGCAAUGAUUUUAGGCACCAAUGAAUGUCAUUUAUGUCCCCUUUCAUAAGUGGUAAUAAUCUACUCACAACACACACAAAAAGAUUAUGCUGGCAGAGACCAAAAAUCAUUUCUAUUAAAUACAAAGAACAGACAUAAAAUGCAAGCCUGUAAGGUUAGUUAUUUUUGUUCAUACAGAUAUUUCCAUGAUCUCCAUUUAUUUUGUUAGCUUUUUAGUAUUUUUAAUAAAACACAAAUAGUCAUUGUAUUGUUGACAUCUUUGUUCAUAGAUUCACUUAUUUACAAUUCACUCAUCUAAUCUCAAAAUUACAAAUGUUUCUUUUUCCAAAGUAAGACUUAGUGUGGUGGUACCAUAAAACACUGUCAAACUAAGAGAAACAUUCUUGAGUUUAUGAAUUUCAAUUCAUAUUGCUUGCUAGUGGACGUACAAGUCACUUCCAUGUAUCAAACAUUGAAACUUUCACAUUAUAUGCUAGUAUGCAUAAAAACUUCAUAUUUUUACAUAAAUUUUCCUCCAUAUUUUUACAUAGUGCUGCUGUUUGUUAUUAAGAAAUAUCUAAAACAAUGUUGUAUGAGAAAAGAAGUGUUAUGUACUACAACAAGUAACUAUAUUGCUACUGGUUAGCAGUAUAUGUGAAAAUACAUAAUUGUUGCAACUAUUAACAGAAGAAAAACUGUGAAAAUAGAUUUAUGUUUUCAUGCAAAAUGAUUUAUGGAAAUAUGGUGCUUCAAAAGACGUGUGUUGCUAAGGCAAUGAAUGAAUGAGAUAUGUUGUGUAUGCUAAUCUGCACAUUCUUAUUCACUGGCUUUGAGAGAUUUUAAAAGUACUGCAGGCAGAUAACUAAUGUUAGUUAUUGUAAUUGAUGUGUAUUGUUUCUUCAGAUAAAACUGUAUAUUUUUUUAUUUUUCAUGUCAGAGAGAGUGAAUAUUCAUGUUGGUGUUUUAUUAUAAAGUGAAUGAUAAUGUGGUUAAAAAUUCUAACAACUUCCUGAAGUUUAUUAGGCAACAACGGAGUUUGUUAGUUAAGUUUAAAAGACAAGAAUAAAGUUUAAAGAGUCUCCUGAUAUAUUUGUUUAUUUCUGGUACUAUCUUGUGCUCACAAGACCCCCUACUCCAAGAUGGUAUAAACUACACUUCUGUAAGAAAACAAAACAUCAGCCACUUGCCAUUUGUGCAAAUUAAAUAUUUUGAA